This is a messenger RNA of Carassius carassius (crucian carp), 3409 nucleotides long. Its product is annotated as ral guanine nucleotide dissociation stimulator-like. Gene Ontology annotation, cellular component: plasma membrane. Bases 256 to 2487 code for a protein of 743 amino acids. The record is from RefSeq and is a predicted model, not a curated record. NCBI's taxonomy places the organism in Eukaryota, Metazoa, Chordata, Actinopteri, Cypriniformes, Cyprinidae. The transcript is spliced from 21 exons. Gene Ontology annotation, molecular function: guanyl-nucleotide exchange factor activity. Gene Ontology annotation, biological process: positive regulation of GTPase activity; Ras protein signal transduction.
CCAGCGCAGACCUCACCAACACGCUCGGCUCGCCGCCUUCAUCGCGCCGAUAAGCGCUGACAGGCGAAGCAGGAGGAGAGAGAUAUGGAGGGACAGAAACUCUGACUUCAGAGGAACCCACACGCAGGGGCGGAUGGACGUUACAUUACUCUCCUAACAGGCAAAUAUAAAUACCAGCGAGGGACAGGGGAAAAGGCGAGGGAGCGGCCUGAAAUUCAAAUUCAAAUAGUCUCUUGGCAAAGGGAAAUCACCAUCAUGCUCCCUCGAAGUAUGAAGACAUCUGGAGUAGAGCUGCCGGGAGUGGGGCCCAGAGAGGUGCCCCUCAUCGGGUAUCGACCCCUACAACCAGAGGUGGACGGCCAUAAGGAUCAGCUGUGGAAGGAGAAUGAAAACAGGGAGGCAGAUCACACACAGGGGGAGCCAUCCCCGAUGAAGACCACAUGGUACUGUCCACUGGACCUGUCCACUGUGUCUGAAAUGGAAGAAGACGGUAUCAUCUACACUGUGGUGGUAAAACAAGGGCACAGUUCCCCCGCCGGCCCACAGUCCACAGCAUCCCGCUCUCAGCACGUCAAAGCAGGGACAGAGGAAAAGCUGGUCCUCCAUCUCCUACAUUCCUUCAGCAUGGGUGACUCCUCCUUCAUCUCCAUCUUCCUCUCCACCUAUCGCUCCUUCACCUCCACCCAGAGAGUGCUGGACAUCCUGAUUGACAGGUUGGGAAUUCCUCCGGGUGAGAGCAAUAGUAACACUCGUCAGAUGUUCAACAAGGCAGUGUGUACAGUGUUCAGCACAUGGCUGAGUGACUAUCCCGAGGAUUUCUGCUCUCUGAGCGAUCCCUCCUGCCUGUUACGCUUGGCCCCCCUGCUUCCCGGUGACACCUCGGGUGCAGAAAUCAAAGGUCGACUGCUGAGGAUCGCUGAGGAGCUGAGUGAGAAAACGCUGCUGUCCGGCUCGCUCUCAGAUCCUACCAAAGGUGUGACAUCUCCUCCUGAUCCCUCAGAGUUUGAUGCCACCAGCAUCCUGGGGUUUCCAUCCAGUGUGAUCGCAGAGCAGCUGACCAGGAUCGAGACAGAUCUGUUUCUGAAGCUGGUGCCCUAUCACUGUCUGGGGUCUCUGUGGUCUCAGAGAGAUAAGAAGGGCCGGGAAGGAGCGUGCUGGUCGGUCAGAGCUACUAUCAAGCAGUUUAAUCGCUUAGCAAACGCUGUCACAGCCUCGUGCUUGUGGAACACGGGUCUGAAGAGCCAACAGAGGGCCAGACUGCUGGAGAAAUGGAUCAGCGUCGCAGAGGCCUGCAGAAGCAGGAAGAACUUCUCCUCACUGUACGCCAUUCUGUCAGCGCUGCAGAGCAACCCCAUCCACAGACUGAGAAAGACCUGGCAGGAGACAGACAGAGAAGCUGUAAAGAGAUACGAGGAACUUUCUGACAUCUUCUCUGAGAAAGACAACUUCUCCCAGAGCCGCGAGCUUCUCAAAGAGGUGGGGACUUCCAAAUUUUCAAACCUUGACACUAAAAUCAACAACAGGAGAUUCACCGGGUCGUGCGCUCAGGGCACUGUGCCGUACCUGGGCAUCUUCCUCAGAGAUCUCACCAUGCUGGACACUGCAGUCAAAGACCGAUUAGAGAAUGGCUUCAUCAACUUCGAUAAAAGACGACGGGAGUUUGAAGUCAUUGCUCAAAUUCGCCUCCUUCAGUCCUCGUGUAGAAACAGCAUGUUCAGAACGGAUGAGACGUUUGUUCAGUGGUAUCACAGCGUACCUAGUCUGUGCGAAGAGGAAAGCUACAAGCUGUCCAAUCAGAUUGAAGCACCGGGCGAGCCGAGUCCUGGCCGUGUCCUGAACCCUACAGUGAUCAUCACACAGUGUCCAGAUGCUCUUUCAGCCGUGGCAAAUACGACAAUGGAUGCUGAUGGCAUAUUUGACUCCCCGUCUCCUGUCAAUCACCUGCUCUCCAGGCUUUACAAGCAUGUUAAAUCCCCAUCCGUUUCCUGUCUGGAUGUUGAUUCGUCGCCGCAGCCCAAUGAUACCACGCCCUCUGGCCUGACCACACCCACUACAGCUGUAAAAUCACAUCGGCGGUCUGUCUCCUGCGGCAACAACCCCACCAAUAACAAACCAGAGGCGGGGCCUGAUAUGAGAAUCGUCAGGAUACGGAUGGAUUUACAUGACGGCAACUUAUACAGAAGCAUUCUGGUCACCAGUAAUGAUAAAACACCCACUGUAAUCAGUUCUGCAUUAGAGAAGCACAACCAGAAUGCUCAAGAAGCCUCCAAAUACGAGCUGAUCCAACUGCUGCCGGAGGGGAAAGAGUUAUUAAUACCUCCUACAGGAAACGUCUUCUAUGCCAUGUCUUCAGCUAGCGUGGACUUCCUGUUAAGGAGAAGAGGAGGAAAUACACCUACAGGGUCUCUGACUCUUGGCAACGAAACCAGCGCAACCUUUCCACGAAUCAAAUCCAAGGGCAGAAGGCUAGUUCGGACACUAUUUUAACAUAAAAACAGGACAUUCUCGUCCAAGUACUUUCAAAAGAAAAGACAAAGAAUAUUUCAUUCAGAGCUCUUUGACGUACCUGUGUAGAAUUGACUCAAAUAAGCCAUUUUCAUAAGUCCCAAUAUUAGUAAUUUGAGUAGAAGCUUGGUUAAAAUGGCUCUAAGGUGUUAGUUACUGCUAAACAUUGCAUUUUUGCAUCUCAUAAAUCAAGAUGAAUUUCAAGACAGGAUCGUGUACCUCUUGCUGAUGCCAGCAUUUCCAGAACUUCCCCCAUCUACCUCUAAAGCUAGCAGUCCAUUGGUUACAGAAUAUUCUGCAUUAUUAAUGACCAUCAAAUGGGGAUAGAGCAGCUAAAAGAUCCCAGCAUAAGAGAAUAAACACUUACAGAAGGUACUUACACCUGUCUAACAUUUCUAAACACUGAGCUGUUCUGUGUGGGCAAAAAGCUAGUGAAAAACACCCACCUGCCUGAAGUUGAGUCAUGAAUCCACUGCCGCUCUCCAGUGUCCUCUCCAAGUAUGCAAACUGAUAGUUGCUUCUUUCUCUUUAAAUAUUAAUACAGAAUUCAUUAUGGUUGUGGUAAUAUCAAGACUCUGUUCCAAAACCUAGUAUAAAGUGUCAAAUUAUCAAAGGCAGGAAACUACGUAUCCUCAAAAGAGACCAUUCUGAAUCAAUCUAAAUAGGCCGCACAUGGGAGACUUUACAGUCAAUUUCAGUAAAGUCGGAUGUUUGUUUUCAAGCUUAACAGCACAAUAAUCUAGUAAUAAUAAUAAUACACUACUUUCCAAAAGUUUGGGGCCACUAAGAUUUUCAAAAGAAAAUUAAUAUUUUUAUUCAGCAAGGUUAUUACAGUUAACUAAAACUACAAUUAAAACCAUAAAAAUUGUUUCUUAAACGUUAAUUGAAAUAAUAUAUAUAUAUA